AUGUCAGGUCUACUUGGGGAGGAACUUGUUCAAGCCGGACAUGUGCCUAUCCCUGAUGGACUCUCUGUUGACAACGUUGUUGGAAUUGUUACGGUCUAUGACCAUAGAGCUCACCAUGCAAAUCGCAGCACGGCGUACAGGAAAUCGCGUAUAAGAACUCAGCUAGCCGAUGGCGAGUGGUCCUUAGAUGGCUGCCAUGUUUUCCUUGGUGCCAUUCAGGGACGACAUUGCUACACGAUGGGUCGUGCCGACAACAAGAGCGCAUCGCCAUCGACGCGCGAUGUGUAUUUCCCUGGUAGUAGGGUCGGGAUUCAUCAAUUCAACCUCGCACCGGUAUGGAAGAGCGAUAGCUGGCGUUUGCAGUCCGCUACUGAGACCAUCGCGGAGGUAAAUGGUGCGCCUAUCCAACUCAGCACCCCCCGUACACGAAAACUGUCGAGCCAGUUACCACAGGCCGUCCAUCUGCGACAAAACCUAGUCAAUCACGUUUUGAUCAACGGUUUACGUGUCGAGAUCUUCAUGCUGAAGACUGUACGCGGCCUUUAUCCGAUCCAAGAUUAUCAAUUUCUAGAGUUACGCCCUCAACUACAAGAAGUUGUCCAUCGCCCCGAGACCUGGGCACGGGAUCGAUAUCUGCAACGUCCUGACCGGAUUUCUACCAACACGUAUCGGGUUCUUGAGCGCUUCACCGGCAAUAUCGAAACAGCGAAAUUCUUCCACCAUAACGACAACGGCCAAGAUAUUCGCGACGCUGAGUUUCUAAAAUUGGCAAAGGACAGGGUGGAUGCAUCUCUUGUUCGCUACCUGCAGUCAGUUGAGAUCAAUCAUAUUCCGGCAGUGAUCACCGAAACACAUGAGGGAUUUGAGCCAUAUGCUGCCCUAGAGAAGGACAUCAAGGAACAACAUCCGCGCCUUCGCUUCACAAUCGCCUCGAAGCUCCUGCGACGGCUCAUGUCUGCUCUCACCUUCUUGCAUUUCCACAAGAUUGUGCAUGGGAAUGUUACCAAAGAGAGUGCUUUACUUCGUCUGGUGGACUUCAAGCCUGAAACUGUGCUCCUAGUCGACUACUCGAAGUCAACGUCAUUCCCCAGCGGCGCGCCUGAACCUCUGAAGAGGAUGACCGAAGACGGCCGCGCUGUGAUGGAGAUCGUCGAAAGCUGCUGUGAUAUUUGGCAAUUGCGCAAGGCAGCUACCAAGGAUGCCUACAGCGAAGAAUUUAUGAUGACCAAGACUGAGGCUGCGAGUAGAGAGUUCGAGCUCAUGGAGCGCGUAGUCGCAGACUUCUUUGGGCCUAGAGGCAAGUUGCGCGAGUCGAAGGAAGGCAAGAAGAUGCUCCGCUUGUUAAGCAUGAAACAACAUGGUUGGCAUAAGGCUCGGAAUGACCAAAUCCACAACGCGACUCGUCGCGAGGUCGGACCAUGCCGAUCAGAUAUGAUCAAGGAGAUGGAGCUUGACUGGGUGCUUAUGCAUCCGUCUUCAAAGAUAGGCGAAGAGCAGCAUAUGCUAUUAACUCUUGGACACCCAUACCUAGAUGGCUUGGCAUCGAUCGUCUAUCACAAUCGAUGGGAACUAACGCCCCGAGAGGUAUGCGCAAAGAUACGAGAGCUCGCUGGCGAUGUGGAAGAGCCUUGGCAGAGCUUUUCAGUCAAGCGAACAGUGUUGUUUACGCAAAACGGUACUGGCUUCGAAGAACGUGGCAUCUUAGAUUGGAUAGCAGGCUGUUGUGAGGCCUAUCCAAAGUGGCAUCAUGCUUUUGUUCAGGAGUAUGAGCGCCAGAUCUCGCCCCAGCAUGGGAUAAUCAAGUUCGCUGAGAUCAAGAGGCUCUGGGAUGCUCUUGUAAAACAUGGAACUAUGCCCGAUUUCAUGCAAGCCACAUUUGCGGGAUUGACAACCGGAAACAUCACGAACCAGCCGACGACACACUUUGAGGAGACCCAUCAGGUGUGGUAUCACAAGCCUUCGCGAAUGUUCAACCUCACACAUUUACAUCGACUGGCAGCUCCGGAUCUACUUCUCGCCUGCAUCAAUGAGGGGACCAUAGGAUGUAACAACUUUGUCGAAGUACGCGGAGAGUCAGAAAUAGAGGGUCUAUAUGCUACUCUCUCCUUGUUAGCCGCCUUCAGUUCCUCACUUGAAUUGACAGCGGAUAUUCCAGAUCGUGCGCCGCAGUUCCCACUGUAUGAUCCAGCAGACUUCAGUCAGGUUUUGCACCAUGUCGUUCUUGCUCACACCAGUCUUCUUCCUUGGGCAUCAGUCACACGCCAGGGUGGCCAAUACAACUUCCAUGCACCGCUAGCUCCCAAAGCACCAGAGACUGCUGGGAAGUUCCUACCGACUUACUUUGGCAGUAUGAAGGUGCUGCCCAAAACUCUGAAUGGUAGAGAAGAUUACUCGCGCCCCGAUCACUGGUCAAAGUUCACGACUGCAACAGAGAUCGACGAGGCGGCGGAUUUGGACAAGCGAACGAUCCUGCCAGCAAAGGGCCCAUUGAAGAAGACAACGCUGAAAAAUCGCAAGCAAGCUCUUGCUGGGGCCCAAUCACCAGCGAAACGUAAUGAUGGCGACCAAUCGUCAGUUGCGGUCAUGCCGGCUGCGAAGCGUCUGCAUAUCCUUUCUUCCGUCGAGAACUUGAAUCCAGGUAGCGUACCAUCAGCCCGAGCGCCACAGUUGUCGGCCUCCUUCGUAGACCGUCAACUAGACCAUAUGAUGGCCAACAUAGAACGCCAGUCGCAGUCCCCAUCGCCUGGACGGUUCCCUGACAUCCCGAGGGUACCGAAUGAGUCUUUCUUCCAGCGAGACAAUGGAGUAAAUACCAAUGUCCUUGUUAGCCCGCCCACGGCCGAGGCAGCUACAAAGGACUCGUUCACAAUCGCAUCUGAUGGCGAUUCCAACCUGGAAGACGACUACAAGCAAGCAGAAGCUUGGCUCAACGCGAUGGGCGAUGAGGAGGAACCACAAGUUGCUGGCAUCUUUGGCGUCAAUUUUCAUCAUAGUCUUCGACAGCGGGGGGAUGGAUCGGAUACCGACGCAGAUGAGUCGGAGGAAGACCGG
Messenger RNA from Alternaria alternata, 3051 nucleotides. RefSeq lists its product as hypothetical. The annotation marks the transcript as partial. The transcript is spliced from 2 exons. Lineage: Eukaryota; Fungi; Ascomycota; Dothideomycetes; Pleosporales; Pleosporaceae. The record is from RefSeq and is a predicted model, not a curated record.